GGCGGGGCUGGGAGCGGACCCAGUGCGCAGCCUCAGUACCUGCAGGCACGCUAUAGGCAUUCCUGCCCUGGACUCUGUCGUUGUCGCAGUGUGGCGCUGUGUGUAGUGUUUCCUCCAGGAGGCAGAGAGUGUUACAAUAGCCAAGGAGAGUGACAGUACCUGAAACUUUUGGCUGUUAUACCAAAUCAGAGAAUCCAUCUCCUCCUCCAAAUGGCAGGUAAGAAAGUGCUCAUCGUCUACGCACACCAAGAACCCAAGUCCUUCAAUGGGUCCCUGAAGAAAGUGGCUGUUGAGGAACUGGGCAAACAGGGAUGCACAGUCACUGUGUCUGAUUUAUAUGCCAUGAACUUUGAGCCAAGGGCCACAAGGAACGAUAUCACUGGUGCUCUCUCUAACCCUGAAGUCUUCAGUUAUGGGUUAGAAACCUAUGAAGCCUACAAGAAGAAAGCUCUGACCAGUGACAUACUUGAAGAGCAGAGAAAGGUGAAAGAAGCUGAUCUAGUGAUAUUUCAGUUUCCACUAUACUGGUUCAGCGUUCCAGCAAUCCUAAAAGGUUGGAUGGAUAGGGUGCUGUGCCAAGGGUUUGCCUUCGAUAUUCCAGGCUUUUAUGACUCUGGUUUUCUCAAGGGUAAAUUAGCCCUCCUUUCCUUAACCACGGGAGGUACAGCAGAGAUGUACACAAAAGCUGGGGCCAAUGGAGAUUUCCGGUACUUCCUGUGGCCACUUCAGCAUGGAACAUUGCACUUCUGUGGAUUUAACGUCCUUGCCCCGCAGAUCAGUUUUGGUCUUGAUGUUUCAUCAGAAGAAGAGAGAAAAGUGAUGCUGGCAUCAUGGGCCCAGCGGCUGAAGAGCAUCUGGAAGGAAGAGCCCAUCCACUGCACACCCCCUUGGUACUUCCAAAAGUAACACUUUGUGCUCUGAGUACAGCUGACAAGCAACACAGUGAGACCUGAAGCAUGUGCAAAGAGCAGGUUGUGCUGUGUCCUGAGAUGUAUUUAACAGUGCCCACCAAUGAGUGUCUUCAGUGUCAUACAGCUAGAUCAGAUAUUUCAAAAAUCAUCUUAUUGCACUGUAUUAGUUCUGCCUGGUCAUUCACUCAUUUUUCAGUUCUUUAAUGUUUCCCUAAAAUUUCUCCUGCUACUUUCUAGCAAGCCUUUGUGGUAUAGUUUUUUGAACACAUUUCACUCAGUUUCCUGUGAGAAUUGUCAUCUUCAAAUGACUUCUAUCUGUAGUUUCUUUAUAUUCCUUUCCACUUUAUAUUCCUUUUCUCCUCUUCAAUAGCAUCAAACCCUUAUUCAUUUAUUAAAAUGUUUAGUGUAUGCAUGCAUACACAUGCCACUGUGUGUGUGUGUGUGUGUGUGUGUGUGUGUAAGUUGUGGUGAUUUGAAUGAGAUGGCCCCAUAGACUUAUAUGUUGACUAUUUAGUCUCCAGUUGGUAGAACUGUUUGAGAAAGAUUAGGAAGUGUGGCUGCAGUAUGUAAUGGAAGUAAUGGAUGCAGUAUCAUUAGUGGCAGGUUUUGUGGUUUCAAGACUAGAGUCAUCCCCAAAUGUGCCUCUUUGCCUCCUGCUUUUGUAUGAAGAUGUGAACUCUCAGCUGUCCCUACCUUUGUUCUGCCAUCAUGGACUCUAAUUCUCUAAAACCACAAGCCCAAUUAAAUGCUUUCUUUUAUUA
Apodemus sylvaticus (European woodmouse) is the source of this 1672-nucleotide messenger RNA. RefSeq names its product N-ribosyldihydronicotinamide:quinone reductase 2 (gene Nqo2). Gene Ontology annotation, molecular function: NAD(P)H dehydrogenase (quinone) activity. The transcript is spliced from 7 exons. Lineage: Eukaryota; Metazoa; Chordata; Mammalia; Rodentia; Muridae. The coding region runs from base 211 to 906 and encodes 231 amino acids. The record is from RefSeq and is a predicted model, not a curated record. Gene Ontology annotation, cellular component: cytosol.